UCCCACAGCUCCCAGUUCUGGUGAGGAACUGGUCCCCGCCUCGGAGGCAGCCUCUUCUUUCCAGGGAUGCGCUGUGAACAUCUGGAAGGGUGGGGGCUGGGCUGAGCCAGCCAGCUUCCCGGGGUGGGGGGGGAAGGCUGUGGCUUAGGGAUGCUGAGAGUGCCUGGGUGGGCAGGAUUGGAUCCCUAGCUUUGCUGCCUCUCUGCCUCCACCCCCACCCACCCACCUCCCUCCCUCUCCCUCUCUCUCCAGCCCUGGCAGAUUGCUGGCCUUGGAUUCGUUUUCGGUGAGCAAGCCCCUCCGCCGAUCCAUCCUGUAGCCAUGGUGGGAUAAGAAGGAACACGCCCCCCGUUCGGAUCAUGGCAGGACGGUCCUGCGCCCGGGACUGGCACCGUCUCAUGGCUCCGCAUGAAGGCAAAGACCCGCCCAAGCGCGCCCCUCGACUCUCGCCACCUGAGACACCCAGCCUUGGUAGCCAAGUUACCUUGAUCCAGGCGGUUCCCACCUAAAAUCGGGAAAACGACAUGAAAAGCCACACGAGCCCGCCGGCCGUCGUCCUUGUGAUCGUCUUCGGCCUUCUGAUGCUGCUCAUCAUUUAUAACUCCAACAGCCGGAACGAGGUCUUCCAUUAUGCCACCUUGCGAGGGAAACCUGACUUGCCAUCCAGUCUCAAAAACUGGGGGGCCAAGAGCGGAUACCUUCCUGUCUCUGGGAACAAGACUUUGGAUCGUCACUGCAGUCAGUGUGUGAUCAUCACAAGUUCCAGCCACCUGCUUGGGAGCAAGUUGGGGCCCACCAUCGACCAAUCCGAAUGCACGAUCCGCAUGAACGAUGCUCCCACCACGGGCUACUCGGUGGACGUCGGGAACAAAACCACGUUCCGGGUCGUGGCCCAUUCGAGCGUCUACCGGGUCCUCAAGAGGCCCCAGGAGUUUGUCAACAAGACGCCGGAGAAUGUUUUGAUUUUCUGGGGGCCGCCUCCCCGGAUGCAGAAAAGUCUGAACAAAGUCAUUCAGCGGGUCUGCGCGUCUUUCCCCAACGUGUCGGCUUUCGUGGCAUCGGCCAAACGCAUGAAGCAGUUUGAUGACCUCUUCAAAAAGGAGACGGGGAAGGACAGAACAACGUCUCGGUCGUGGCUGAGCACCGGCUGGUUCACCAUGGUGAUCGCGGUCGAACUGUGUGACAAGGUCCACGUUUAUGGGAUGGUGCCCCCGAACUAUUGCAUCGCGAAGCCUCCACCCCACAAGCUGCCCUACCAUUACUACGAACCCAAAGGGCCGGACGAGUGCGCCACGUACAUCCACAACGAGCGGAGUCGGAAAGGGAACCAUCACCGGUUCAUCACCGAGAAGCGGGUCUUUGGGAAGUGGGCCCGCCUUUACAACAUUACUUUCUCCCACCCGGAUUGUCUCAGCUAUGACGCACAUCUGGAGCUGCAGGAUUGGUGCCUCCACCUCCGCCAAGUCAUCCGAAGCGUCCGGCAUCUUUAG
Messenger RNA from Pogona vitticeps (central bearded dragon), 1490 nucleotides. NCBI's taxonomy places the organism in Eukaryota, Metazoa, Chordata, Lepidosauria, Squamata, Agamidae. The record is from RefSeq and is a predicted model, not a curated record.